Molecule: messenger RNA, 1621 nt
Organism: Phalacrocorax carbo (great cormorant)
Lineage: Eukaryota; Metazoa; Chordata; Aves; Suliformes; Phalacrocoracidae
Source: RefSeq, a predicted model, not a curated record
AAUGUAUAUACAUCCACGCAUACAGGAUUUGUGCUUCAAAACAAGAACAAAUCCACACACGAUUGUAGCUUAAAAAAACAGGACACGUUCAGAAUUGUGAGCGAACACUACCCAGGAGACCUCCCAGAGGUAAAGCAGGUGUCUGCCAUCUCCCUCUGCCACCGCCUUCCCGGGGCCUCCCCCAGAGACCGCCGGGCCCCGAGGCCGCCUGCCCGCGCUGUGGGGAGGCGGCACGCGCUCGCCACCGCCUUCCUUCACCCGACCCGGAGCCCUGGCCGGACCAACGCCCGCCGCGGGGCACAGCAGGGGCUCGGCCUCCCAUUUCGGCCUCCCAGGGAGCGCUGGGAACGCCACAACCGGCCGGCCCUGCCACCCCUCGCCGCCUCGGAACGGGACUCUAAAAUGGCGGCGGCCGCCAGCGCCGGCGUGCAGGCAGUAGAAAAACAGCUGAAGAUCUGCGGCUUUAAGAGGAAUGUGGACGUGUCAGUAUUGUAUCUGGCUGGACAAGGACUAAGAAGUAUCCCAAGUCUAUCACGGUUUCAUAGGUUAAGGUGUUUGUGGAUUAACAACAAUAAGAUCCAAGAUUUAACCUUCUUGAUCAAAAACUAUUGCUUGACUGAACUCUAUCUCAACAAUAAUGAACUGACAGAUGUAUCAGGUGCUCUGAAACACUUAAGCACGUUACAGAUUCUGUUGCUUCACAACAACCAGUUAAAAAAUCUUGGCAAAACAGUGAAGGAAUUGAAAGGAAUGCUAAGCUUGCAGACCCUAAACCUAUUCCAUAACCCUCUGGCACAAGACCCAGACUACCGGCUUUAUGUGAUAUACUUCAUUCCUUCAGUACAGCUCCUUGACAGGAAGUUUACACAAGGAGAAAGGGAAUCAGCAUUUCAUCUUUACAACCGCGAAAGGUCUUGUGUCGUGCAGUCAAUAGCUUUUGGAAAGAGAGUGGAGACUACAGUGGGGUCUAGCAGAUGCACUCAACCGGCCAGAAGACUGAUGAUGCCCUCAGGUUAUGAAUUUGGAAAUCACACAAAUAAAGUGCCAUUUGAGAACCCCCAAGACGCCGUUUUACUACGGGCAAUGACAAGAUCUCUAACGGAGUUUUCCUCUGUUGACUGGAACAAAGUAGCCACCUGUCAAGAAAGGCGGCUUGAAAACAAAGUGGAAGAACCCCACGAGAAGCUGACAGUCCAAUUUAGAUGAGUGCUUUCUUCCUUAAGAAAAAAAUUAUUCCCCCCUCUAGUGUGAAGAUAAGCCUCUUAAGUAAGUUAAUAUCUCUAUAAAACAAGUACACUAAAAAUGCAUCUAAUUAAAAGAACUUCCAGCAAUAAAAGUGUUAGUGUCACAUUCCUUUUAUCAUCAGGUAUGUAAUAUGGAGAGUGAAGAAAUUAAGAAAACAAAUAGUAAAUGGAGGCAAUGUUACAGUAAAAGUUGCAUGGAAUGCAACUUAUUGUACUUUUGUUAUCAGAAGUUAUUAAAGCUAAACAGCAAGUUACUUUUUAAGAAACUAAGGAUAAAUAAUUUCAUUUCUUGUAGUUUCUACUGGAGAAUUAGAUGUACCGUGUUCACUAACAGUAAUUUGUCUUCCUGCCCUCAAAAUAAAGAUAUGAGAAAGCAA